AUGGUUGCUCGAACUAUCCCGAGCUCACAGCUGCUGAGUUCCGUCUCUCAUCGGGUUCGCCCCUCGGCAGCUAUUCGGAUCGCCCCAACAACCUCCAAACAGGUCACCCGCGCAUUGGCCACUGUACAAGACGGCAAUCCACAACCACCCAAAAAAACGCAUUAUGGAGGUCUCAAAGAUGAGGAUCGCAUCUUUCAAAAUCUCUAUGGUCAUCAUGGCACGGAUCUUAAAACGGCAAUGAAAUUUGGGGAUUGGUACAAGACAAAGGAGAUUCUACUCAAGGGUCAUGAUUGGCUCAUUUCUGAAGUUAAGGCUUCUGGCCUGCGCGGCCGAGGUGGCGCUGGGUUUCCGUCGGGAAUGAAAUGGUCAUUCAUGAAUUUCAAAGACUGGGAUAAAGAUACGAAGCCAAGAUAUCUCGUCGUGAAUGCCGACGAAGGCGAGCCGGGGACCUGCAAGGAUAGAGAAAUCAUGCGCAAGGACCCACACAAAUUGGUAGAAGGCUGUCUGGUCGCUGGUCGAGCCAUGAACGCCACGGCCGCUUAUAUCUAUAUUAGAGGAGAAUUCUACCAUGAGGCCACUGUUCUCCAGCGAGCAAUCCAAGAAGCAUACAAGGCGGGUCUGAUUGGCAAAAAUGCUUGCGGAAGCGGUUACGACUUUGACGUUUUUAUUCACCGCGGGAUGGGAGCCUAUGUCUGUGGGGAAGAAACCUCCCUCAUCGAGUCGCUCGAAGGCAAGCCUGGCAAACCACGCUUAAAGCCCCCGUUCCCAGCUGCUGUCGGACUGUUUGGCUGUCCUUCGACUGUCACCAAUGUCGAGACUGUCGCAGUCUCUCCUACCAUUAUUCGACGUGGCGCAAACUGGUUCAAUUCUUUUGGGCGCGAGCGCAAUUCUGGAACUAAGCUCUACUGUAUUUCUGGCCAUGUCAACAACCCUUGCACUGUUGAAGAGGAAAUGAGCAUUCCUCUCCGCGAACUCAUUGAGAAGCAUUGCGGCGGUGUACGUGGUGGUUGGGACAAUCUUUUGGCCAUCAUUCCCGGUGGCUCGUCGACUCCAGUUCUCCCCAAAUCGAUAUGCGACACCCAACUGAUGGAUUUUGACGCUCUCAAGGAUAGCCAGUCUGGUCUCGGUACCGCAGCCGUAAUUGUCAUGGACAAGAGCACGGAUAUUGUCCGCGCCAUUACGCGUCUGAGCAAAUUUUACCACCACGAGAGUUGCGGUCAGUGUACUCCCUGCCGUGAGGGAAGCAAGUGGACACAUCAGAUUAUGGAGCGGUUCCUUACGGGCCAGGCCCGUGCGAGAGAGAUUGAUAUGAUGCAGGAGCUGACCAAGCAAGUCGAAGGUCAUACCAUUUGCGCCCUCGGGGAAGCCUUUGCGUGGCCCAUUCAAGGCCUCAUUCGGCAUUUCCGGCCUGAACUUGAGGCUCGUAUCAAGGACUAUGCAGCACACCACGGAGGUGAAGCUCUCGCUGGUGGAUGGAGUCACAACUCAACUCGACAUGGUGGCCUAAUUGCGCCUGGGCAGUAA
Xylona heveae TC161 is the source of this 1524-nucleotide messenger RNA. RefSeq names its product NADH-ubiquinone oxidoreductase 51 kDa subunit, mitochondrial. Lineage: Eukaryota; Fungi; Ascomycota; Xylonomycetes; Xylonales; Xylonaceae. Gene Ontology annotation, molecular function: FMN binding; NADH dehydrogenase (ubiquinone) activity; NAD binding. The record is from RefSeq and is a predicted model, not a curated record. The coding region runs from base 1 to 1524 and encodes 507 amino acids. The transcript has 5 exons.